AUGUCAUCAGCUCUCGUUUUCUACACGAUCAGUCGUACUAGAGGAGUUGUCCCGAACUCUGCUAUUCCACAAGGAUCGAACUGCGGAGAUGUCGUCAAGUUCCGGUUGAAUGGACGACGAUAUAAAGCCAAAAUCCCUCUGUUAUUCGGUAUAAUGAGGAACAAGAGCGAGCAGGAUUACAUCGUGGUUUUCGAGAAACUAAAAGAGUUCUUGUGUGCUGCCAGCCUGGAGUCGUCAGGACCAGAACUCGGCAUUGUGGUGAACUUCGAGCUGGCAACAAUAAAUGCGGCGAGAACAACGUUCCUGAAUUGUACCGUUGAGGACUGUUUGUGGCACCUAAGCCAAGCUUGA
Cylicocyclus nassatus is the source of this 351-nucleotide messenger RNA. The record is from the annotation of a GenBank genome assembly. Lineage: Eukaryota; Metazoa; Nematoda; Chromadorea; Rhabditida; Strongylidae.